Molecule: messenger RNA, 777 nt
Organism: Leptosomus discolor (cuckoo roller)
Lineage: Eukaryota; Metazoa; Chordata; Aves; Leptosomiformes; Leptosomidae
Source: RefSeq, a predicted model, not a curated record
AACAACAAAUUUGGCCUGAGGUGCAAGAACUGCAAAACCAACAUCCACCACCACUGCCAGUCCUACGUGGAGAUGCAGCGCUGCUUCGGCAAAAUCCCCCCAGGGUUUCGCCGAGCGUACAGCUCGCCCCUCUACAGUGACCAGCAAUACGCCUGCGUCAAGGAGCUGCUCUCGGCCAACAGGAGCGACCCUGUGUUCGAGACCCUGCGGACAGGCGUCAUUAUGGCCAACAAGGAGCGCAAGAAAGGGCAGGAUGACAAGAAGAACCCUUUGGCUGCUAUGAUGGAUGAGGAACCAGAGGCCACAAAGCCAGAAGGGGGCAAAACCGAGGGCGGCACCUCUGAAGGGGACAAGAAGACUGAGAAGAACCCAACAGAUGACAAGAACAAGAAGCCACAGCCAGGGAUUCGUGGUGGCUACCCGCAGUCUCACUAUUUUGUGGCACUUUAUCGCUUCAAAGCCCUGGAGAAAGAUGACCUGGAUUUCCCGCCAGGGGAGAAGAUCACGGUGGUCGAUGACUCCAAUGAGGAGUGGUGGCGGGGGAAGAUCGGUGAAAAAAUUGGUUACUUCCCUCCAAACUUCAUCAUCCGCGUGCGGGCAGGUGAGCGGGUGCACAAGGUGACACGUUCCUUCGUGGGCAACCGGGAGAUCGGUCAGAUCACGCUCAAGAAGGAUCAGAUUGUGGUGCAGAAGGGCGAGGAGGUGAAUGGUUAUGUCAAAGUCUACACUGGCCGCAAAGUGGGGCUCUUCCCCGUGGACUUCCUGCAGGAGAUCUGA